UUGGUUCUUCCGAUUUGUUUCGAUAACUUCCACUGGUGCAUGGUACUGGUCGACCGACGCUGCAGAACGAUUUAUCAGUUUGAUCCUCUCCACCUGCAGUACUACUACGAUCGACUUGAUCAAAUUUGCCGAUCGUACUUAAAAGUGGGCCUUAGAAGCGAGUAUGAUUCGUACAAACAAGAGCGAAUUAUUGACCUGCACCAGACCGACGACUACAAUUGCGGAAUUUUCAUUGUUCUGUUCGCAAUGAAGCACAUCAAGCAAAUACCCAUUCCGACCACUACAAAUGCAAAUUUGAAUUCGCUCCGACCAACACUCUUCAUGGAAGUGCUCCGCUCGUCUCACCCU
Molecule: messenger RNA, 348 nt
Organism: Phytophthora sojae
Lineage: Eukaryota; Oomycota; Peronosporomycetes; Peronosporales; Peronosporaceae
Exons: 1
Biological process (GO): proteolysis
Molecular function (GO): cysteine-type peptidase activity
Source: RefSeq, a predicted model, not a curated record